UGAAUGAGUAUUUGAAUGAAUCUUUUUCUUGAUGAAAUUACACAAAAUUUCUUCAUAUAAGUAAAUUAUGUUUAACUAUUUCGAAAAUUAAGAUGUUUUCAAAAUAAGAAUGUUUUUUUCUACGUGUACAAUGGCUGUAAUGCGCAUUUGUUCAUCCAACACUGAAUUCAUUAGAAUUGAAAUUUUUAGACAUUUAACGUUUUUCUGAAGUAAUAUCAAUGUACGUGCGAUUGUGGGAGAUUUUGCAAACUGUCGUAAUUGCUCAAAGUCAACAUGAGUUUUUGCGCAGUAUCGAGUGUAUAAUUGCUUUUUCAAGUUUACACACAUCGUUUUGUUUGAUCUAUUUAUCUCGAUAACGAGCGGAGUUACUCAGCCACGAAGCUGCGGUGAUGAUUGUAACACACAAACAAGAUUUGAUUUAGUGCUCUCGCUGCGCUAACUUCUUAAGCGGCUGUCAUCGUGGAGAUCGCGUAUUUUGACUAUGUGUGUUGAGGAGUUAAUAGUGUAAUAUUAAAUUUGUAAUUUGUAUAAAAUUAUGUAAUAGCUUUGUAGCGCGCGCUUGUUUUGUCUAGUGUUUAUUUAACAAAUCGAAAUAGGAAACAAUAUAUCAAUCCAAAUUGGAUUGGCAUUGUUUCGUUAAUCAUUUUACGAGUUUUGUACUUCCGAUGAGCUAGAUCCAUGUAUUGCUGAUAGAUAUUUAUAUGCCAUUUGAAAUUAAAAGCUUGAAGCAGAAUUCAGCUUGGAAGAACAAAGGGAGACAAACCAGCGACAAUGAAGCUACCAAUCUCGCUUGAUUUGCCAAAGGAAGAAUUGGAGGAAUUGAUUGACAAAGCAAAAGAUUGGGCGCUCAUGAACGGGAUGUGCUUGAGAUCGAAAAAAAACUUUGACAGAGAUGUCUUGCAAUUUGCACCGUUCACACUUUUUCCUUCACCAUUUCCUCGAGAGGAGUUUCGUAACGCCUGUGACAUACAGAUCAUUUUGAAUGUGCUCAUACAUAGAGUAGCUCACGAUUACGAUUUCUUGAAGGAUACCUUGCAAGAGACAGUAAAGGUGGACGAUUUUACUAGAAACUUGUUCAAUAUCUAUGAAAUUGUUCACAAGGCGGGGGCUACGCAGAAAGUAUCUCUCGGCUUGUUACGCUCGGAUCUAAUGUUAGAAACGAGUUGCCCCAAGAGAGACAUUAAAACGCUUAAGUCUCAUUGUUGCUGGAAGCAAGUCGAGAUAAACACAAUCGCCUCUGGAUUCGGCUGGCUAGGACCUGCGUCUACGCAGUUACACAAGUUUGUCCUGCGAGAACUCGGCUACGCGGCCGAGCUGGAGAAUCUUCCUGAAAACAAUGCUCUACAAACGCUAUGUUCGGGUUUGAUACAAGCAUGGCAUUUGUACGGAGAUUCACAAGCAGUCAUUUUGUUCGUUAUCGAAGAUGUUACAUAUAACAUUUGUGAUCAACGUUUUCACGAGUACGAAAUACGCAAGCAGAAUCCAAAUAUAAAAGUAAUUCGAAGAAAUCUGACGCAAUUAGCGACUACCGCGAGACUGGGUUCCGGUAUGGAGCUAGUGAUUAAUAAUUACGUCGUGGCGGUAGUUUACUAUAGAUGCGGUUACGAGCCCGGUCAGUAUUACACCCAAAAAGAAUGGGAUGCGAGAUUGUUGAUAGAGAGGUCGUUGGCGAUCAAAUGUCCGAGCAUUCAAUAUCACUUGGCUGGUACAAAGAAAGUUCAACAAACUCUCGCAAAGCCUGGCAUGGUGGCACGUUUUUUAAAAGAUGAGAAAGCGGCAGCAAAAGUCAAGGAAGUAUUCACUGGCCUUUAUCCAUUAGACUUUGACGAAUAUGGGAACGCCGCCAUAGAGAUGGGUAUUUCGGAUCCUCAACGCUUUGUAUUAAAGCCGCAAAGAGAAGGUGGUUGUAACAACUUAUAUGGGACAGCCAUCAAAGAUUUUUUGGAAUCUGUGAAAUCCGAACAGAAUCGAGUAGCCUGGAUUCUUAUGGAUCGGAUUAAUCCACCAGUGCACAGAAAUUAUGUUGUGAAAUAUGGAAAUACGAAUUUAGAGACGAAAGAGUUGGUUUCGGAGUUAGGCAUAUUUGGCGUUAUCAUUGGAGAUGAGAAGACUAUUAUGGUGAACAAACAAGCUGGCCACAUGUUAAGAACAAAAUUAUCCACCGACAAUGAAGGCGGUGUGGCGACUGGACUAGCCUUACCUGAUGUCAUACAUGCGGUGGCCAAGUAUGAAGUAGGACACGAACCACGAGAGAUCUUUUUCUUCCGAGAAGGUAGCAUUGUCAUGUGGAAUAUUUCCGAUCUCGAAUGCGGCAACUUGUUACAAUUUUUGAGACGUUACGAACUAAAUCGUUACAUGGAAGAGCUGGUUCAUACCGAAAGCGAGUUAAUGAAUUAUACUUAUGCGGAUUCCGGGAAAAAGAGCCAUUUAAAAGAUGGUGAUAUUAUCCUGGUGCAGGAAGCUAGUAAUUUGGAUAAGUAUACGUUUUCCAAUGCCAUGGCACAGUCCGUCAAGCUAGGCAUAUGGGAGGCGUCGUUAAAUCGCUAUGUCGAUUCAAUUGAGUUCGUCACGGAGGACCUAAAAGCUGGCAAGAAGAUUCUGAUGACGCAACACCAAGUAUUGAGGAAACAGGGCGAAUUGUUCGCUCUUAGACAUCGAAUUAAUCUAAGGUCGGAUCUGUUAGAUACACCCGAUUUCUAUUGGGAACGAGACGAUUUAGAAAACUUGUAUCAACGAAUCUGCAGUUAUUUUAACAUCGCAAAACGCACGAAAGUGAUGAAUGAGAGAUUAAAUCAUUGCCUGGAGCUGGUGAGCAUUUUAUCAUCGCAUUUGAGUGAUCGUCAUCAUGUUCGUUUAGAGUGGAUGAUUAUCAUACUUAUUAUGGUAGAAGUUGCUUUCGAGGUUUUGCAUUACAUCGAUCGAUAUCUUGUCAAAUAACGGUCUAGUAAUAAUAAGUAAUACGUUUUAUUUUUAUUAUAUAUAAAUUUAUAUUUAUAUUCUAUUGUAUACAAAAACCAGAUGAUAUAGAUGUACUAUUGUAUAUAUAUUUUUUAAGAGGAUUCUAAAUAUUGAUUGUAUUACAGAAUAAAUUAAUUUUCGAAUUGGUUUACGAACAGA
This is a messenger RNA of Solenopsis invicta (red fire ant), 3117 nucleotides long. RefSeq names its product glutathione synthetase. The record is from RefSeq and is a predicted model, not a curated record. Bases 772 to 2937 code for a protein of 721 amino acids. Gene Ontology annotation, cellular component: cytosol. The transcript is spliced from 7 exons. Lineage: Eukaryota; Metazoa; Arthropoda; Insecta; Hymenoptera; Formicidae. Gene Ontology annotation, biological process: glutathione biosynthetic process; positive regulation of mitochondrial translation. Gene Ontology annotation, molecular function: ATP binding; glutathione synthase activity; glutathione binding.